GCAAACUGCAGGGUAUUGGGUGCUUCCUAGGAAGUUUAGCUCAUAUCCCAGUGGAAGACCCCUCUGCCCUUUGAGGGUAGGAGCAUGUCCACUGUCAGUGCUUCUUUUUCUCUCCCAGUUGCUUUGGAAUUAUGGUGUCCAGUGCUGUGCACCAGAUGGGCACACUCCUGACUUGCCUUUUGAUCGGAAGUGGAGAAGAAGGCAUCUGGAAGUAGGGGGUGGGGGGUAGGAAAACUUAAAUUAGCAGAAAGCCUAACAGCUAUUGCUGGAGACAGAUGAUUACAGCUCAUUUCAAGGCUGCUUCCUGCAUGCCAAUGAUAGAUCAGUAAACAAACGCCUCUUUGCAAACACAAAGCAGGCAGGAACUCUGUUUGGAAGAGAGAGGUCGGGGUAGGUCUCGCUUCGCUCAGUGGCAGGAAGCCCUAUCACAUGGCCCUGGGAAACAUGAGGCUGGCUGUGCGGAGAAGCUUCUGCUGGGAGCUUCACAUCCUUCCCAGAGCCCGCCAGCAGGUUUGGGAGCUCCCUCCUUCCUCCCCUGCCCUUCCUUCCCCAGUUUAAUUUUGUGACGGUAUCAGAUGAUGGCUUUGUUCCCCCAACAAUGAGGAUUACCAAAUUAAUUGCAGUGAUGGGGCUCUCUAAAUGGGUCUUGGCAUCUUCUCUCCCCUUUUAUGGCCUGGCUGCUGCGGGAUCUACAUGCUAGGAACGUGGCUCUGGGCUGUGGCUGCCAUGGGUCUGUGCUUUGCAUUGCAUGGCAGAAAGUUUGCAUGUGGUACGUGCAGAAAGCAGCAGUGGGUCAGGAGGGACCUGCUUGGUGUAUGCCCGUUCUCCUCAGGUCAUCUGCAACCUGGACUCAGCUCUGCCUAAAUGAUCAAUCUGAGCAGAGAUAUGGAAGGCAGGAGAAAUAGGAGCUCCCCUUGCCCUUUGCAGUGACCUGCCAUGAUAGCUCAGGGGGCCAGUGGAGCCAAACCUGGGGAGGAGGUCUACCCUUCAUUUACCACCGAAGGUGGUUUUCCAUUGCUGCUCUCCCAGUUUCUUCCUGUCAGGCUUUGGGAGUGUCUGUGGGUCAGGCCUGCAAGCUGGUUCUGGUGACCUGGUUAACAAACUAAAGUCUCAGCCCCAUCCCCUUUGCACCUCAUUUGGGCUUGAGAGUGUCCCCAUGCUAAUUUUCUGACCUUUGAGCUAAUCAGGAGGUACCUCAUUUCUGCUCUUUUGUUCCAGAGUUGAUUUUUUUUUUUUUCUCUUCAUGUCUUCAAGGUGUUUGGAUAUGUAUACCUGGAGGUUGUGUUCAUAUUGCAGCAUCUGAUGCUUGGUUGUUUAGGAGGCUCCUGGCCUCAAGUGGCCAAGUGCUACGCAGCCUGAGUUGCUGCUUGACAGGAAUCUGCUCUGGUUGCCUGGGUGAGUCAUCCCUUGGACAGGGACACGGACGAUCAUUAGUUUUCCAUUAUUUGCAAUGCAUAACAGUUAAUGGAUGGAUGAAUAGAUUUUGUUUCUCAGGCUGGUAAAUUUUCUUGACAAUUUUGCAAGGCUGCUCUGUGUCUAGAAGUGAAAUGGGUGUUUGUUCCAGUUCCUAAUGAGGAAGAGAAGCCAAGGGGUUUAUUGUCUGGGGAAAGAGAGUCUGCUAAAUGGUUAGCCAUGAGCUGCCCUGAAUGUGUACACACUGAGUUGACCCAGAGUUCACUCCUCAUCUUAGGAACUCUGCCAGUGUGGGAUAAAGGGAGGGAGAGAAAACUGGGAACAAACAAGACUGAUAUUUUCUUUCUCUCUCAAAUACUCAAGCAGUGGAAAUGAGAGAUUCUUUUGUUCUUCAGUGUUGUCGGUAUGCUUCCUUUAAAAGCUUCAAGAACCAACUGAACUUCCUGAGACACUCAGUCUUAUUGCUGAAUGCUGGGCAUGGCAGGGUGGCAGUAGGCAGAGCAGGUGAACUGCUGCCCAGCUGUGUGCUGACAUGAUGACAGCUAGCAAAGCGGCCGAUGCGAGCAGCAGGUCUGAGAGCAGUGUCUGCAAGUCUGCUGAGAGGAUCAAACUUGCAGAUAAAAACAGGACAGCAGCUGUGAAGGAAUUAGGAAGACUUCCGUGUGGAUUUUCAAGUGAGAGAUGUUCUGAAGGUGCUUCUGUCACCCUGAGUUUAUCACCUGAAGCUGAACCAGUUUCUUGUGUGGUGAAGGACCCACUGGGAGCCUUGGAGAACUUGAUGCUGGAUCCAAGGCUAGACUGCUUUCAGCAGAACAUGCUCAGUCCCAAAAUGAUCAUCAGUGACCCAUCUGUGGAUCUGAACGUUAAAGAAAGCAGUAGAAUCAUCAGGAAACAGAUAGGAGGUACUCAGAGUACACGAACACCUGGAAAAAUUGGCCUGAGGAAUAAGACCUUCAGCAUCAAGGACAAAAUUUCAGAGUGGGAAGGGAAAAAGGAAGUGCAGUCUGCUCCUCGUCGAGAGGAGGAGCAAGGAACUAAAGAGGAGCACAAGAUACCAUGUGUAGUUGAGAAGAUGAGUGGGGAAGCCCUGACGUCUCGGAAAGUGGAGACCAAGAGAUUUAUGAAUUGGGAGCUGGAGUGCAAAGGGGCAGGCAAAGAGAAUGAGCGGAAAGCAGUAACUCUGAAAGGCACAGGGCAGGGAGCACAGCGGAAAGGGGAAGUGGAGAAGGAUGAGGAAGUGCAGUCCAGCCUUGGAAAAUGCAAAGAAGUGAAAGGUGGGAAGCGGGAAGUCCAGAAGGAGAAUCUUUCAGUGCUUAGUCAGGUCAAAAAGUUGGAGCGGGCUUUGAAGGAUGGCUCAGCAGAGCUGCAGCCACAGUUGCCUGGUACGUAUUACUCCCCACAGUGCUUGCAGGAAAAGGCAGCACAAGGACACACGGCUCCAGAGGGCAGUGAGAGCAUAUGUGGGACUGAGCUCAACAAAAGGCUUCUUGGUUUGGACUCUGAAAUCAGUGAGCCAAUUUUUGGGACUCUAGAAGAGGUAAGAACUUCUCAUAUGAAAUCCAAAGACUGCACUACAGAAAAUGUGUACACAGAACCAGGGGUGCCAGAGAAGAAACCUUUCAUCAACCCACUGCCAAAGCCCCGGCGGACUUUCAAACAUGAGGGGGAAGAGGACUGGGUGCCAGCAGCUAGGAAUAAAAGAAACUUGCCCCCUUUGCCAUCCAUUCCUCCCCCUCCUCUCCCCUCCUCUCCUCCUCCAUCAGCUGUCAGCAGGAGGCUUUGGAGCGGGAAGCACAAGAACAAUGCUGACCACAGGAAGUCGUAUGAGUUUGAAGACUUGCUGCAGUCGUCAUCGGAGAACGGAAGGGUGGAUUGGUACGCACAGACCAAGCUGGCCCUCACACGCACUUUAUCGGAGGAGAACGUCUACGAAGACAUACUGGACCCACCAUCUAAGGAAAACCCUUAUGAAGACAUUGAGACCAACAGCCGCUGUUUGGGGAAGAAAUGCGUCCUGACCUUUCCAGCAUCCCCCACCUCUUCAGUACCUGGGACUCCCACUAAGUUGCUUUCCAAGCCCACUUUUUUUCGACAAAACUCAGAGCGGCGGAGUUUCAAACUGCCAGACAUACGGAAACUGAGCCGUGAUGGAACUGGGUCACCAUCCAAAAUCAGCCCUCCCUCAACUCCCAGCAGUCCAGAUGACACCUUCUUCUCCUUGGGAGACCCUCAGAACGGGAAGAGGAGAAGGAAGAUUCCCAAGCUUGUAUUGAAAAUCAAUGCCAUUUAUGAGGCACGGAGGGGGAAGAAACGUGUCAAGAGACUAUCGCAGUCUACAGAGAGCAAUUCAGGAAAAGUUACAGAUGAAAAUAGUGAAUCAGACAGUGAUACUGAAGAGAAGCUGAGAGCUCACAGCCAGCGCCUUGUCCAUGUGAAAUCUCGCCUGAAGCAAACACCACGGUAUCAAACCUUGGAACGGGACUUGAUUGAGUAUCAAGAGAGGCAGCUGUUUGAGUACUUCGUUGUGGUGUCACUGCACAAGAAGCAGGCUGGAGCUGCUUACGUCCCUGAGGUUACACAGCAGUUCCCACUGAAGCUUGAGCGUUCGUUCAAAUUCAUGCGCGAGGCAGAAGAUCAGCUGAAAGCUAUUCCCCAGUUUUGCUUUCCUGAUGCGAAGGACUGGGCCCCCAUCCAUCAGUUUGCCAGCGAGACAUUCUCAUUUGUCCUGACUGGGGAAGAUGGAAGCAGGCGUUUUGGAUACUGUAGGAGGCUGCUGCCCAGUGGGAAAGGGAAGCGCCUCCCAGAAGUUUACUGCAUUGUGAGUCGCCUCGGAUGCUUCAAUCUCUUUUCUAAGAUCUUGGAUGAGGUUGAGAAGAGACGAGGCAUUUCCCCAGCCUUAGUGCAGCCUCUCAUGAGGAGUGUCAUGGAGGCACCUUUCCCAGCUUUGGGCCGGACGAUUACAGUCAAGAACUUCUUGCCAGGCUCAGGAACAGAGGUCAUUGAGCUGCGACGGCCUCUUGACUCCAGGCUUGAGCACGUUGAUUUUGAAUCCUUGUUUGCAUCCCUCAGCGUGCGGCACCUGAGCAGGGUCUUCGCCUCCCUGCUCCUGGAAAGAAGGGUGAUCUUCAUCGCAGACAAGCUCAGCACCCUCUCCAAGUGCUGCCAUGCUACAGUGGCCCUCCUGUACCCCUUCACUUGGCAGCACACCUACAUCCCCGUGCUGCCGCCUUCCAUGAUCGAUAUUGUGUGCUCUCCCACCCCGUUCCUCAUCGGCCUGCUCUCCAGCUCCCUGCCCCGCCUGAAGGAGCUCCCGGUGGAGGAGGUCCUUGUUGUUGACCUUGUGAAUAACCGGUUUCUGAGACAGAUGGAAGAUGAGGACUCCAUCCUGCCCCGAAAGCUGCAGGCCGCCUUGGAGCACAUCUUGGAGCAGAGGAACGAGCUGGCAAGCGACAAAGAGGAGGGCUCCGUGAAUGGCAAGCAGGAGACCAGCCCUUUGAACGAGGUGGUAUCCGAGGCUUUUGUCCGUUUCUUUGUGGAGAUUGUGGGCCACUACUCCCUCUUCCUGACCCCCAAUGAGAGAGAGGAGCGGACUCUGCAGCGUGAGGCUUUCCGCAAGUCCGUCUCUUCCAAGAGCCUCCGGCGCUUCCUGGAGGUCUUCAUGGAGACACAGAUGUUUGGGGGCUUCAUCCAAGAACGGGAGCUGCGGAAGCAGGGGGUCAGAGGUCUGUUUGAGGUACGGGCUCAGGAGUACCUGGAAACACUUCCCAGUGGGGAGCAGAGUGGAGUCAAUCGGUUCCUGAAAGGACUUGGCAGCAAAAUGAAAUUCCUCCACAAAAAGUAAAGAGCGAAGCACAUCCUCAUUCCACAGGAGAGAAUGGCUUUAUCAUUUAACAUCAACAAAUCAGACGUAUCCACCGUUCCCAUUUGACCUGCUCCCAGGGGGCCGCAACCUUGGGCAAGCUGACCAUGGCCGGGAUGCGCUCACACAGGUGUGCAGUGCCACAGGACGAUGCGACAGCAGUGGGGCUGCUGGGACAGGUCUCUGGAUAUCGACAGUUCUAUGCACUGGACCAAGCACUCUGAACUCUGUACUAGCACGUUGCAGACAGCCCAGCAGAUCGGAUCCCUUAGCUAGUCAGUUCUUUGUUUCGCUGUAUUUUUCUAUUUAUAUUGGGGUUAGAACAAAUAUUAACCGAUGCCUUUCGCCCUGCCUCCUCCCUGCCUGGUGCUGCAGGACAGUGGUGGGACUGCCACGGGACUGAGCUGGCAGAGCUUGAGCACCGAAGAUGGGAGGUACAGAGUUGUGUGGACAUGUCUCUGCCAAGCAAAGAUGCUGAGAACCACAAGGAUGAUUUGGACUGAUGAGGAGGAGCUUCUGAUGGUGAGGGGGAACCACUAAACCUACUGAGGACAUGAUCAGCCUGCCAGCUGUCAGGCUGGCUGCAUCGGGUCCUGGCAUGAGGAGAGGCUUUUCCUUACGCAGCAUAAUUAAAAGUGAGUGGUUUAAAAGUUG
Messenger RNA from Coturnix japonica (Japanese quail), 5926 nucleotides. The record is from RefSeq and is a predicted model, not a curated record. NCBI's taxonomy places the organism in Eukaryota, Metazoa, Chordata, Aves, Galliformes, Phasianidae.